AGUGUUAAAUUGCCGUAUCCUUCCAUUAUUAGAUAUAUAUAUUUUGAAAUUUGCUCGUGCUCUCUACCGAGAAACUGGUCCUGGGAUGUCAUAUAAUCCUCCAAUAAUGAGGAUAUUGUGAUGCGAACGACAGCAAAAAGUAUGUUUAAACACGAUUCAUGUUCUACGCAUCAGAUUCCUGUCCUAUAUUAACUUGAAAAUGACAGGUAUUUUCACUGAAUCGGUCUCAAUUUUACACGUUCAAAAACGUGUGCAGGGUCAACAUCCAAUAGCACAGCGACCACCAACGACUUAUAUUAAUGUGUUAAAGAAUGAAGCAAACGAGGAGUCAUGUUGUGACAAUAGUAUGUCCAAUUCAGGCAACAGAGACAGAUAUAACAAUGCGAUGCCGGUGGAAUCGAUGGCGGAUGCUCGCGAGUUUUUUAGCUCCCAUAUUCUUUGUGUUUCUGUUCACACUGCUGUCCUUCCAACCACCAGAAGUAGAAAUAAAUGUUCGAAAAAGGACAAAGACUAAAGAACCGCAGUUACUGACAAAUUACACAAAUAAUCCCUACAAUAUAUCGCAUCCAUAUAACGUAAACUUCGAGGAGUUAUUAGUGAUGAAAGACAGUGGUCAAGACAUUCCACUGAAACCUCUCAAUCCUCAUCCACAUAAGUAUAUUCUGAAUCCAUCUAACAUCUGUAUGGACCCUCCUCCACAGAAUGAGUCGCUGUUUGUGUUAAUACUCAUAAAAAGUGCACCAGACAAUUUUCAUUUGAGACAAACUUUGCGAAUGUCCAUGGAGAAGAAUCCAAUCGAACAGGGAUAUGUUCGAAUCGUUUUCUUGAUGGGGACAUCAAAGAAGGAACUUAAUAAAAAUAUAUUGGUUGAAAAUGCAUUGUAUGGAGAUAUUGUGCAGCAAAAUUUUGUGGACUCGUAUCAAAAUUUGACCCUAAAGACAGUAAUGGGGUACAACUGGGCCGUGGACUAUUGUUCAAAUGCUACUCACAUACUAUACAAAGAUGACGAUUUCCACUUCAAUGUCAAAAAUCUACUAAAAUUUCUAGGAUCUCAGGAACAUCCACAGUCUUUGUUGGUGGGUUAUAGAGUUGACAAAGCGCCAGUAAUGCGUCAUCCUGCAAGUCCACAUUUCGUGAAGAAGGAGGAAUAUCCAAACAAAGUAUACCCGCCAUAUUUAGCAGGAGGUGCUUACGUAGUUAGCAUGGAUGUUGCUAAGAGAUUUGCUGUGGCAUUUCCUUAUGUCAAAUUUAUAACAGUGGACGAUUCAUAUCUCGGAAUAGUAGCGAUGAAGCUAAAUAUUCUACCACAGAUGAACGACAGUUUAUUUUCUUUUAAGGAUUGCAAAGACCUCGAUUCUAAAGUGAUAGCGUGCAGGGGAUAUACAUCACACAAAGAAAUAUUUUCAGCCUGGAAGAUGUAUGUGAAACGAAUUUUAGCAAAGUUUUACAUAUGAUUGCGAUGGAACCUUGAAAAAAAGUUUUAGUUUGAAAUAGAUUUUAUGAUUUUUGGCAAAGAUACUAAAAUGGAAAUAAAAUCGUUUUCUUUUUCACAUUUGAUGGAAAAGAAAAGAUUAACAUACAA
Molecule: messenger RNA, 1582 nt
Organism: Ostrea edulis (European flat oyster)
Lineage: Eukaryota; Metazoa; Mollusca; Bivalvia; Ostreida; Ostreidae
Product: UDP-GalNAc:beta-1,3-N-acetylgalactosaminyltransferase 1-like
Exons: 2
Coding region: 312-1454 (380 amino acids)
Cellular component (GO): membrane
Molecular function (GO): hexosyltransferase activity; UDP-glycosyltransferase activity
Source: RefSeq, a predicted model, not a curated record